Laccaria bicolor S238N-H82 is the source of this 4713-nucleotide messenger RNA. RefSeq names its product tetratricopeptide repeat-containing protein. The coding region runs from base 1 to 4713 and encodes 1570 amino acids. The record is from RefSeq and is a predicted model, not a curated record. The transcript is spliced from 9 exons. Gene Ontology annotation, molecular function: protein binding. Lineage: Eukaryota; Fungi; Basidiomycota; Agaricomycetes; Agaricales; Hydnangiaceae.
AUGCCAGAGUCGAAAUUACCCUCCGUUAGUUAUAACAAAUCAGAUGCGCCUUCCAUCCAAGAGCUAGGAUCUCAUAUCGUGGGGGCUCGUAUCCCAGGUGGAGAAAGUAACCGUAACGAAGCAAGUGCACAGGAGAGCCCUCAACUAGUCACGGAUAUCAGCCCAGCUGGACGCACAACACACAUUGAUAGGAACACCAUCGCUACCGAUGAGUUUAUUGACGAUGGCGAGGACGAUGUGUCUGGAAUGAUCAAUCUUGCCGUCUUGCUGAUGGCCGAAUGCAAGGCAGGGUUAUCGCUUUCAGAGCUCAACAAUGUGGUCUUCCUGUUCCGUCAAGUCGUAGAUAGCCGCCCAGCAACACACCCGCUCCACCCUGCUGCCAAGAGAAAUCUUGCAUCCGCGUUGGGUAUCAGAUUCAUGUACACCAAUCAGAGACAUGAUUUGAUGGAAUCUUUGACUCUUCGCAAUGAGAUAGUCCAGGGUGGGAUUUUGAACCAAGGGGCGAGCUCUGAAACCAAUACCACCAUCCGACUAGAGGAUGAGACAGACACAGAAGACACAUUGGAACUGGUGAAAGGAUUGUUGACAGACUUUCUGAAGUCAACUUCCCUUCACAUUCUGAACACCAUUGUCUUCCUCAUUCAACAGGCACUCACACAAUUAUCAGCUGCAUCUACUAGCCGGUUUAUUGCAUUGACAACUAUGGUUGAUGCAUUAUAUGCCCGCUUUAACCAUUCCUAUGAUCUGACUGACUUGAAGGAAGCAAUUUCUAGUUUGAAAGAUGCCAGCAAAUGUUGCACGGACCAAGAGUGGCAAGAAUCGGACAUAAACUUCUGGAUCCGUGGGCUAUUAGCAACCCGCUUUGAUUUAAUGGGAGAUAUUUGUGAUCUCCAAAUGGCAUCUGGUGGGACUAUCAGAGGCAUGAAAGCUAUUCUGGGAUCACUUGAGUUUGCAAGUGAACUUUGUAAACAGUUCACAAGGGAACGGAUGGCAGAACUACCUCAGAAAAGUAAGAAGUAUCCAGUGCUCAUCAACAAUUUUGCUUCUGCACUGUGGACCCGCUUUAGGGAAGGAGGGCAGCAAUGUGAUCUCAAUGAAGUCAUUUCUCUGCUCAGGCAAGGUUUCAAGCUCCCACUUCCACCCCCUUCUGAUCAAUCCAACUUGCUCAACAAUCUUGCAAAUGCACUGUCAACCCAAUUUGAGCAAGGAGGUCAGCAAAGUGAUCUUGAUGAAGCUAUUUCUCUGUACAGGCAAGCUCUUGAGCUCCGACUUCCACCCCAUCCCAAUCGAUCCAACUCACUCAACAAUCUUGCAAAUGCACUGUUGACCCAAUUUCAGCAAGGAGGUCAGCAAAGUGAUCUUGAUGAAGCUAUAUCUCUGUACAGGCAAGCUCUUGAGCUCCAACUUCUACCCCAUUCCCUUCGAUCCAGCUCACUCCAGAAUCUUGCAAAUGUACUGUCAACCCGAUUUGAGCAAGGAGGUCAGCAAAGUGAUCUUGAUGAAGCCAUUUCUCUGCACAGGCAAGCUCUUGAGCUCCGACCUCCAUCCCAGCCUGAUCGAUCCAGCUCACUCAACAAUCUUGCAAAUGCAUUGUUGACCCGAUUUCAGCAAGAAGGUCAGCAAAGUGAUCUUGAUGAAGCCAUUGCUCUUCACAGGCAAGCUCUUGAGCUCCGACCUCCAUCCCAGCCUGGUCGAUCCAGCUUGCUCAACAAUCUUGCUUCUGUGCUGUGGAUCCAAUUUCAGCAAGGAGGUCAGCAAAGUGAUCUUGAUGAAGCCAUUUCUCUGCACAGACAAGCUCUUGAGCUCUUCCUUCCACCCCAUCCCCUUCGAUCCAGCUCACUCAAGAAUCUUGCAAAUGCACUGUUGACCCGAUUUGAGCAAGGAGGUCAGCAAAGUGAUCUUGAUGAAGCCAUUUCUUUGCACAGGCAAGCUCUUGAGCUCCGACCUCCACCCCAUCCCUUCGAUCCAGCUCACUCCACAAUCUUGCAAAUGCACUGUCAACCCGAUUUCAGCAAGAAGGUCAGCAAAGUGAUCUUGAUGAAGCCAUUUCUUUGCACAGGCAAGCUCUUGAGCUCCGACCUCUAUCCCAUCCUGGUCGAUCCAGCUCACUCCACAAUCUUGCAAAUGCACUGUCAACCCGAUUUCAGCAAGAAGCAAGAAGGUCAGCAAAGUGAUCUUGAUGAAGCCAUUGCUCUGCACAGGCAAGCUCUUGAGCUCCACCUCCACCCCAUCCCCUUCGAUCCAGCUCACUCAACAAUCUUGCUUCUGUGCUGUCAACCCGAUUUGAGCAAGGAGGUCAGCAAAGUGAUCUUGAUGAAGCCAUUUCUCUGCACAGGCAAGCUCUCGAGCUCUUCCUUCUACCCCAUCCCCCUUCGAUCCAGCUCACUCAAGAAUCUUGCUAAUGUACUGUCAACCCGAUUUGAGCAAGGAGGUCAGCAAAGUGAUCUUGAUGAAGCCAUUUCUCUGCACAGGCAAGCUCUUGAGCUCCGACUUCCAUCCAAUCCCCUUCGAUCCAGCUCACUCCAGAAUCUUGCAAAUGUACUGUCAACCCGAUUUGAGCAAGGAGGUCAGCAAAGUGAUCUUGAUGAAGCCAUUUCUCUGCACAGGCAAGCUCUUGAGCUCUUCCUUCUACCUCAGCCUGAUCGAUCCAGCUCACUCAACAAUCUUGCUUCUGCACUGUUGACCCGAUUUAAGCAAGGAGGUCAGCAAAGUGAUCUCAAUGAAGCCAUUUCUCUGCACAGGCAAGCUCUUGAGCUCCGAGCUCCACCCCAUCCUUAUCGAUCCAGCUCCCUCAAUAAUCUUGCACAUGCACUGUCAACCCUAUUUGAGCAAGAAGGUCAGCAAAGUGACCUCAAUGAAGCCAUUUCUCUGCACAGACAAGCUCUUGAGCUCCAACCUCCACCCCAUCCCCUUCAAUCCAGCUCACUCAGCAGUCUUGCCUCUGCACUGUCAACUCGAUUUGAGCAAGGAGGUCAGAAAGGUGAUCUUGAUGAAGCAAUGUCUCUAUUCCUCACUGCUACCCAAUACCACCUCCAAUCUCCAUCUAAUCGCCUCCGCAUUUCUAGGAAAUGGAUAUAUUAUGCAGAUAGACAUCAACAUAGCUCUGCAAUUGAUGCUUAUGAAGCUUCUAUACAGGCUUUACCACAAGUGGCUGCUCUGAGCUUUGAUGUAGCAUCACGACAGGAUGCCCUGACUGCAGGCAGUGAUGGCUUAGCUCGAGAUGCAGCUAGAUGUGCUAUUCAGUCUGGAUGUAUAGAAAAAGCCAUAGAACUUCUAGAAGCAGGACGAAGUAUCUUCUGGUCACAGGUCCUAUCUCUCCGGUCGCCCUUUGAUCAACUCAACAAGAUUGCACCUGAAUUGGCACAUAAGCUACAAGAUAUUGCAACUCAGCUGGAGAUUGGAUCUCACCGUGAUGUUUUUUCUGACAUUCUGGACAACAAGAAGAAGUUAUCUAUAGACCUGGAAGCGGCCCGACUCAAUCGCCUUAAUGAAGAAUGGGAUCAAUAUAUUCAUGAAGUUAGAAAAUUUAGUGGAUUUGAGGACUUUCUAUGCCCAUCCCAUAUAUCCUCACUCAAAGCAGCUGCAUCAGAACAUCCAGUUGUCAUUCUCAUUGCGAAUGAUGAUGAAAGCCAUUGCCUCAUCAUGACAUCGACAAUCAUUCAUCACAUCCCUCUUCCAAACUUAGGCACUCCUAUGUUAAAGGCACUUGCUCAUAUCAUUCAGAUAGCUGGCUCUCAGUCACCAAUAUCACGGUCAUUCAUUGAUCAAACCCAAGACAUAAUUAUAAAGCUUCUGGGAGAAGAGCGAGCAGGGAGGGUUAGCAGCAAUACUCACCUUGGAUCUUCAGAUGAUAUGUUCAAAUAUGUUUUGCGGAUGCUGUGGGAUGAAUUGGUGAAGCCAGUCAUUGAUUUUCUUGAUAUUAAGAAAUCAGAUGAAAUGACUGUCCUACAAUGGUGCCCAACUGGUCAUUUCACCUUCCUUCCCAUCCAUGCUGCUGGCUGCUAUGAUGAUGAGCUAGCUAUUGAUUGUGCCCCAGAUUACUUCAUUUCUUCAUACACUCCAACCAUAGGGGCGCUUCUGGCCUUGGAUUCAGUUCCCACCACCCAAUCAUUCCAAAUGAUGGUGGUGAUCGAAUCUAAAGGGCUGCCUUCUACAAGAAGAGAGCUAGAAACCAUUCGGCGACAUGUAUCUUGUGAAGCUCUCAUUGAGUUAGGGGUCUCUGAAGUACCUGCUAGAGUUGAAGCUGUUGCCUCCUAUCUUUCAAAUGUGUCUAUUGUUCAUUUUUCAUGCCAUGGGAAGCAAGAUCCAUGGAACCCACUUGACAGUUGGCUCAAGCUUGAUGAUGGGCUACUCCGAAUCUCAAGAAUUAUGAAGGAAAAGAUGCCAAAUGGAUCACUUGCCUUUCUCUGUGCUUGUGAGACAGCCAGGGGCGAUCAAAAUCUACCGGAUGAGGCCAUGAGCAUAGGAGCAAGCUUGAUCUUUUGUGGAUUUCAGCGGGUUGUUGCUACUAUGUGGAAAAUGAUGGACAAAGAUGGACCUACUAUUGUGGACACAUUCUAUCAAGAAAUUUUCUGUGGCAGUCCUGAUGGAAAACCAGCUCUUAAACCUGAUAUGACAAAGUCUGCUCUAGCCCUUCACCUUGCAGUCAAGAAACUCCGUUCACAGGGUGUUUCAUUCCAUCGUUGGGUUCCCUUUAUCCAUAUGGGCAAAUAA